AUGACCCCUAUGAACGAGCAAGUGUUGGAGCCCUUUGUUGAGCUGCGGACUGGUUUAGAACAGCUGACGGCCCGGGACGAAGCACUUCGGAAAUUGCUGACUAAUCUAGAUACCGGGAAGGACGCACUUGAUAGACUGCUGACCAGGCUGAAUGAUCCGGAAGACGCAUUGGACAAACUGCUGACCAGGCUGAAGCAGCGGGAAACCGCGUUGCGAGACCGGGAGGAGGCACUCCGGAGGCGCGAGGAAGACACUUUGCGUCGGAAGUGGCAGAUCGAACACGUUAUCUCUGAAGCUAUGAGGGGAUUGGCAUCUGUCCGUGAACCUCAUGGUGGCCGUUAG
This is a messenger RNA of Aspergillus affinis, 342 nucleotides long. RefSeq lists its product as uncharacterized. The transcript has a single exon. NCBI's taxonomy places the organism in Eukaryota, Fungi, Ascomycota, Eurotiomycetes, Eurotiales, Aspergillaceae. The record is from RefSeq and is a predicted model, not a curated record. Bases 1 to 342 code for a protein of 113 amino acids.